AUGGAAGAAGUGAAGCUUCUAGGAUCCUAUGUCAGUCCAUUCAGUCGGAGAGUCAUCUGGGGUCUCAAGCUAAAGGGUAUACCAUUUGAAUAUAUAGAGGAGGACCUCUCCAACAAGAGUGAAUUGCUUUUGAAGUUCAACCCCGUUCACAAGAAGAUCCCAGUUCUUAUUCAUAAUGGAAAACCAAUCUCAGAAUCUACCGUAAUCCUCGAAUAUAUCGAAGAGACAUGGCCGGAGAAUCCAUUGCUGCCCAAAUAUGUUUAUGAAAAAGCCAAUGCUCGUUUCUGGAUUAAAUUUAUGGAGGACAAGAUACCCAUUUUCUAUGGAUUGGCCCUGUUCACCCAAGGGGAAGAACAGGACAAGGCAAUAAAGGAUUGCUUAGAACUGCUGAGAACUAUUGAGAAGCAAGGUCUUGAGGGAGACAGGAAGUUUUUCGGUGGCACUAACAUCGGUUUAACGGAUUUGGUUUUUGGAUUGAUGGCUUACCAUUGGGAAGUGUUGCGGAAAUACUUCCUACAUUGA
This is a messenger RNA of Macadamia integrifolia, 522 nucleotides long. RefSeq names its product probable glutathione S-transferase. The coding region runs from base 1 to 522 and encodes 173 amino acids. The record is from RefSeq and is a predicted model, not a curated record. The transcript has 2 exons. NCBI's taxonomy places the organism in Eukaryota, Viridiplantae, Streptophyta, Magnoliopsida, Proteales, Proteaceae. Gene Ontology annotation, biological process: glutathione metabolic process. Gene Ontology annotation, cellular component: cytoplasm. Gene Ontology annotation, molecular function: glutathione transferase activity.